Molecule: messenger RNA, 967 nt
Organism: Pungitius pungitius (ninespine stickleback)
Lineage: Eukaryota; Metazoa; Chordata; Actinopteri; Perciformes; Gasterosteidae
Product: transmembrane protein 233
Exons: 3
Coding region: 147-473 (108 amino acids)
Cellular component (GO): membrane
Source: RefSeq, a predicted model, not a curated record
UUUCCAGCUUUGGAGGAGGACCACCGCUUAAGGCUCGUCUACCAGAGCUUACAACCUCAAACUGUUUGUCCUGUUUGGAACUUUUCACAGUCUCUUAAUUUCAAAUUUCCACGCCCCCGACUGCGUAUCUUUUUUUCCCAGCCACUAUGUCUCUAGGGGGGCCUGAUCCGCAGGUAAAGAGUUCCCUGGGCGGGAGCGUGUUCUUCGACCGCGGUUCGAUGGACGAAGCUCCGCCUCCCCUCAGCAGCUACCUCUGUUUGACCAUUUUCACCUGUUUUUGUCCCGCAUACCCCGUCAACAUCGUGGCCCUGAUCUUCUCAAUCAUGUCUAGGAGCAGCUAUUAUCAGGGUGACUACGAUGGGUCGAGGCGGCUGGGCAGGAACGCGCUUUAUGUGGCCGUGGCCUCCAUCAUCAUCGGCCUCCUCAUCAUCGCCAUCUCCUGCAUCGUUCAUUUCACCACGGGGGAUUUCUGAUGCUGUGGAAGUGGAGAGUGGGGGGAGAACGCUGGAUGAUGAUGUCUGGAAGGCCUCAGCUGGUUCGUUCAUACUGCGCCAUCUGCCAGCGAAAGGACGUCCUGUACGUCACUCUGUCUCCAGUGGAGCGUUCUGCACGUGGACAAUCACACACCCCACAACCUGAAUGUGAAUGUGAGCCUUUCAGGAACAAACACUAAAAAUGCUUUGAGUUUUAAAAAGACAGCUUUCUACAAACGUUUGUUAGACUGUGAACAUAAUUAGAAAGAUGUGUUUUGCCUGUAAUUUAUCAAGAAUAAUGACAAUAACUCCUUUUAUAACUUAAUCAGAAUACCUAUUUUAAAAUACUUUUAUUCAUGCUUGUAUUAUGUUUAGUUUUAUUAGAAAAAAUGUUUCAUUGAUUUUUAUUAUAAUAUUGGAUUAAUAAAUGAAUGGCAUGUACAGAAUCUCUUUUUCUCAUCUGUAACAACAAAGAAUGUAAAAUGUUCUACACA